Verruconis gallopava is the source of this 417-nucleotide messenger RNA. RefSeq lists its product as uncharacterized. The record is from RefSeq and is a predicted model, not a curated record. Bases 1 to 417 code for a protein of 138 amino acids. NCBI's taxonomy places the organism in Eukaryota, Fungi, Ascomycota, Dothideomycetes, Venturiales, Sympoventuriaceae. The transcript has a single exon.
AUGGAGCUGGACACCGAAGCCUCAACGUCCAACACAGUGCGUCCUGUCAUUCUCUCUGGACGAGAUAUAGAUGCGCUGGCCGAAGAAACUUUUGCGCUCGCCAAUGUCAAUUGGAAGACUCUUUUUUCCACUGGAAAGACACCCACAGAUUCAUUGUGUACAGGCAUUGCCGUCUGCCCUCCCAAGACAGGUCAUCUAUGUGCUCAUAGACACGCCCAGGCUGAGGUCUACUACAUCUUAGAAGGCCGUGGUACUGUCAAAAUCGAUGGUGUUGAGAGCAAUGUCGAAGCCGGCACCGUUGUCUUCAUACCUGGAAAUGCGGAGCACGCCAUCUGGAAUGUCAAUGACGAUAACUUACGAUGGUUUUAUGUGUUCCCAACGGAUGCUUUUGAAAACGUGGUUUAUCGCUUUUCUUGA